CACAUGUUCUGUCAUUAAAGCAAGGUUAUCGAAUGUCGAAACUUCGACCGAAAUGAUAUCCUUUCCAUGUUAUGCAUUUUUAUCGACGGCGGUCCCUCGAUCGACUUCGACUACUGCGCCGAGACGAGCUUGGUUUGGACGACGCCUUGUCAAAUCUAUCCCGGCUGCGGCUAACACGCCGUUCUGGACUGCGACCGCGGCGGUCCGGGCUACGGCGCCGGGUCUCUGGACUUCGCCGCCGGCUUGGCUCGGGACUGCGGCGUCGGAUUGGCUCCGGACUGCGGCGCCGGCUAGCUUCAGGACUACGGUGACGAGUACUAGGCCGAUCUGGGCUUCGACGAGACGAGGUGGGGGGCUUUCUCGCAAAAUCUUCGUCGUCGCCGCCGACUGAGUGGCUGAUUGGUUCGUUGGUGUACAUGGCACUGUAACUGGCCUUCAAUCGCGCCAGAGCCGCAGCUUCGCGAUCAGCUUGACUUACGGGAGCUUUCUGUCGUCGCUGGCCAAAGUCAUCGUAGCCAUCUUCAGCGACUUCACGGCGACCGGACGCCACCCGUUCUUGCCGUUCGUUGAACCCGCCACCCGCGCCAUCACGUUUCUCGUCGGGUCCUAAGGACGCUUUGGGGGCUUUGCAUAUGUUGCACUCAUUGCGGCGUUCCCAGUUCAUGUUGCCACACUUGCCACAAGCCCAGUCAGAGGGACCGAAUAAGCCCGUCUUCUUCUCCCCGCCAAAUUGACGGUCGCCGAAUGGCUUUUUCGGAGCAUCUACACGCGGAGUGAAGCACCGAUUGCACUCCAUGCGACGGGCAAAGUUGAUGUUCCCGCAUCCUUCCUUUGGGCACACCCAAUCGCCAUCAGUGCCCAGUCGCGGCGGCGGACCUCCCCCCAUCAUGUUGUCUCCACACACAAUAUACGAAAACUCACAUCCGGAAAUAUAUAUCCGAGUCCGGAUAAACGUUGAAGCGGUAGGUAUUUUUUCAAAAGUCCUCAUGCCGAAGCGUCGCCACCCGUCCAAAGUAUGCGCGGCGGCAACCAUCAACGAAGAAGACGUGGCCAAGAGGAACGACGUAUGGCACAGCGAUGUUGUGGGGUAUGAGCUCCGGUCCUCGGGGUUUCUUGUGGUAACCGUUCAGCGGUGCAUUCCGCCGGACUUGGUGAUGUCGAACGUGUUCAUUUACUUUCGAGGCGGUGGACCAGGAGGGGUAUGGUGGGUCAGUCAUGCUAACACAACAGGGUGUGUGCUAACAUGCACUUCCAAGUCCAAACUGCCUCACAGUGAGUGGGACGUGACACCGCCGCUUGUCGACGGUGAGAACAUCGUCCUCCGGCAACGAACAAAGCUACCCAAAGGCGACCCGCCAUCGUCCUUCACCGCCGACUCCUCCGUGCCCCCAGCCACUAUCUCCUGUGCAAUUCUGCCGCCGCUGGUGUCGUACUGUCGUACCACAGUGUUCAACGUGUUUGAGAUCAACACGGUGCUGCAAACGUUUCGCGCAGAUGCCUUCUUUGAGCUGCGGUUCCGCACCAUCGCUGCGUCCGACGUGCCCCAAGCCAGCGUCGUGGACCUCCUAGACAGUCUGUACAUCAACACUUCCGUGGUCGAAUGUUUGAACACGGCGUCCGUAGAAGGAGACGUGCAGUCGUGGUCGUCGUACACUCCGUCCACGCACCACAAAGGCACACUCAUGGACUACUUUUUAUUGAAACUUCGGUUCAAGGGGUGCUUUUCGGAAAUGCUCGAGCUGUGGCCGUUUCCUUUCGACACACAAGGCCUGACCAUGUCCUUGACGAUCAACCGCCCAACGUCUUACGUCGUGUUUCGCAGCAACGACGACUUUCCCAGCGUGUUCUUGGUGAAUCGGUUUGCCAUCUCCAAUCUGUUCCACGUCGUCACCGCAGAGCACGUGCUGCCUCGAGUGGGGGUGAGCGACCCCGCCGAGUCGUCACAGGGGUACCGGUACAGCUGCAUCGAUUUCACCGUCAUACUCCAACGCAAGCCAGGGUACUACGUGUCAAAUGUGAUGGUGCCAAUCACGAUUCUCACGUACUUGGGGUUUCUCUCGUUUGGAAUUGAGAGUUUUCGGACGCGAAUGGCCACGUCGAAUCGCAUUUCCAUCUCCGUGACGCUACUGCUCACGGCCGUGGCCUACAAGUUUGCGAUUGCCGGCGCGCUGCCGCAGAUCUCGUACCUGACGUCGCUGGAUUGGUACGUCACCAUGUCAUCCGUGGUAAUGGUGGUCGUGACAGUCGAAAACGCCGUGUUCCCGUGGCUGUGCGUCACCACAGCAGACGACGAUGUAUGUUUUGACACGGAGCAAACCGUAAUGUGGACGAUGUUUGUCUUGUUUACGGGCGGGGUGGUCGGCAGUGUCGUCGUCAUGUGGUGGGCUAGUGUGCGUCGACGGAACGUCAACGAUACCCUCGUGGCCCAACGCCAAUUGCGGCUGUUGGCAGCCAAAGACUACCCGACGGCAUGCUACAAGUCGCGUCGAGCGAUGGUGGACCACGUGUUAGCGAAAAUGAACUUACCCCGGCUGGAGUGGGUGCACCAAAAGACCAACCACGACACCAGUGGGCCCUAUGUCGGCCACGUGAGCACCGAAACAGCCAAGGCUCACUUGGCUGCGUUCGUUGCAGCCGAGCACCGAAACAUAUGUGAAUAAUAGUAUUCCACCUUGUGCGCUACGUUGGCUAUAGAGGGAGGGUUCUAUACUUAUGUUAAUAACUGGGGGACGUUUGGA
Molecule: messenger RNA, 2738 nt
Organism: Aphanomyces astaci
Lineage: Eukaryota; Oomycota; Saprolegniomycetes; Saprolegniales; Verrucalvaceae
Exons: 1
Coding region: 795-2660 (621 amino acids)
Biological process (GO): chemical synaptic transmission; monoatomic ion transmembrane transport; nervous system process
Cellular component (GO): membrane; neuron projection; synapse
Molecular function (GO): transmembrane signaling receptor activity; neurotransmitter receptor activity; extracellular ligand-gated monoatomic ion channel activity
Source: RefSeq, a predicted model, not a curated record